This is a messenger RNA of Haplochromis burtoni (Burton's mouthbrooder), 5326 nucleotides long. RefSeq names its product QKI, KH domain containing, RNA binding a (gene qkia). Gene Ontology annotation, molecular function: mRNA binding. Gene Ontology annotation, biological process: regulation of mRNA splicing, via spliceosome. Lineage: Eukaryota; Metazoa; Chordata; Actinopteri; Cichliformes; Cichlidae. The transcript is spliced from 8 exons. The coding region runs from base 288 to 1457 and encodes 389 amino acids. Gene Ontology annotation, cellular component: nucleus. The record is from RefSeq and is a predicted model, not a curated record.
CAGUGGUGGAAUCGAACGUCCCCGAGCGCACACGGCGUAGAGGAGAGUACAGCGCACGAGUCUGUGGAAGGGAGAUAACGGUUUCUUUUUUUUGUCCCCCCUCUCCACUCAAACAACAAGAACAAACCAAACCUGAUUUUAGGGGGGUCUCACAGAGUCUUCUGAUUAUCAGGAGGAGGGAAACGAGGAGCCGCAAGUUUUUUUUUUCUUUUUUCGUUUUUUUUCUCUUUUCCUUAAAAGAGGAUUCUGUGCUUCGCGGUGGUUUGUUCUCCGCUCUCGCCGCAAAGAUGAUGGUCGGAGAGGUCGAAGUGAAGGAGCGACCGAGGCCGAGUCCCGACUAUUUAAUGCAAUUAUUGAACGAGAAGAAGCUCAUGACCAGUUUGCCAAAUCUCUGCGGCAUCUUCACACACCUAGAGAGGCUUCUGGAUGAAGAGAUCAACAGAGUGCGUAAAGACAUGUACAGCGACACAGUGAAUGGCCUUGUGGACAAACACCCACUGGAGCUGCCCGAACCAGUCGGACCCAUCGUUCACCUGCAGGAAAAACUGUUUGUGCCUGUCAAAGAGUACCCAGAUUAUAACUUUGUGGGGAGAAUCCUUGGCCCGCGGGGACUCACAGCCAAACAGUUGGAAGCAGAAACGGGAUGCAAAAUCAUGGUGCGAGGAAAAAGCUCCAUGAGAGACAAAAAGAAGGAGGAGCAGAACAGAGGGAAGCCAAACUGGGAACACCUAAAUGAAGACCUUCAUGUCCUCAUCACAGUGGAAGACACACAGGCUAGAGCAGAGAUCAAGAUGAGGAGAGCAGUGGAGGAGGUCAAGAAGCUCCUUGUACCUGCAGCGGAGGGAGAGGACAAUUUGAAGAAGAUGCAGCUGAUGGAGCUAGCUAUUCUCAAUGGGACAUACAGAGAUAACAACAUCAAAACACCCACCCUUGCGUUCUCUCUUGCAGCGGCGGCAGCAGCCGCUCAGGGCCCUCGCCUCAUAGCGACCUCCACAGGUCAGGUGUUGCCUCCCCAGGCACUGCGGCCUCAGACGCCAGCCGGGGCCCCCAUCAUGAACCUCAUCCGGCCCACUCAGAUGGCUGCCAUGCUGCCCAAUGGCACCCCCACCCUGGUGCCUCCCACACCGGAUGGCGGGCUUAUCUACACCACCCCCUACGAGUACCCUUAUGCCUUGGCACCCACCUCCCUGCUGGAGUACCCCAUCGAGCAUAGUGGGGUUCUAGGUAAGAGAGCCUGGGGAAGCAUGGGUGCCGCAGGUACAGCGACCAGCUUUAGCCAGCCUGGACAAGAGGCCAGCUUGUUUUACCCCGGAGCUGGGGUGCUGGACGCGGCUUCCAUGAGCCACAGUCAGGACUUGUUGAAAGGUGCAAUGGCUACUAAAGUGAGACGGCAUGACACGCGGGUCCAUCCUUACCAAAGGAUUGUGACCGCUGACAGAGCCGCCACCGGCAACUAACACAUGACCUUCUGACCUCUGAACUCUUCACCCAAUGACGAGCCGCCCCAAGCCUGCCUGCUGAUCAGUUAACUGGUAAUUGCCUUUUGCUAGCCUCUCGGACGCAAGUGUGUGAGAGAGAGAGAGAGAGAGGCGCCUGCCCGUACAGUUACCCUAACACAUUCUGACAAUAAAAAAAAGAAAAGAAAAAAAGUAGAAACCAACGCAGAAUCUUCACAGAAACACAACGAAAACCCAACAAAGUUGUGUGAUAUUCAUAAAUAUUUUUUUCCCUUUGUUCAUUGAGUUCGAUUCCCAUUCUUUCUCUUUCUUUUUCUUCAUGAAUCACACACUGGGUGGACGUGUUUGUGGUAUGACUCAUAAAUCUGCACUGAAUUACAUAGCAAUAAAGACCCCCACCCCACACACCCCACCCCCCUUCCUCUAAUUACUCUGAUGUGGUGACCUCACUUGUAUGAAUCAAAGUUGAGUAUUUAUUUGACGCAAACCAUUUGGUUUCAGAGUAAUGGCCCUCAGAUUGACAGCCCCUCCUCCCCUCCCUCAAAAUAUAGAUAUAAGAGCGUCUACCUGCUCCCACCCUGUCCCAAAACCCACCCACGGGGAGAGAAAAAGAAACAGAAGGAAAGAGAACAUACACUCACAUUAACUUGUUUAAUUUCUGUCAUUUUCACGUGUAGUUCAGUUGUUGAGCUCUAAGAUGUACUUUUGAGCUGACACAUUCUGGGUGUGCCCCUCUAAACAGCUUUCUGUCUUUGUUUUUAUUUAAUUUUUUAAAAAGCAUGGCUGAAAUGAUUGCUAAAGGAGCUUUUUAUGAUUUAUGUGUUUUGUUUUUCUCCUGUCUGUUUUUAAUGCUUUUUUUUUUUUAGUCAUUUUCUCCACUUGAUUUUGUCCUUUUUUUUUUCCCCUGUUGUUCAUAUUUGACUAAUUAGCUUUUGCUUAAACCUGACCAGCCAAAACCAAGGCGAGGUGGUUAGCUCUAAAGCAGUACGCCAACUGAUGUUCAAAGCAGGCUGCAGAAGCUUAAGAAAUGAUGAAGGGCAAGAUGGGAAGGUCACUACUUGGGCUGAUGGUUCUUUGUGUGUUUUUGUGUGUGUUUUUAAUUAAUACUACAAUGAAAGUAGGGUGUGUUGAGGCUUCGGGGGGAGGGAGAGGGAAAUUGCCCCCCCCAUCCACACUACAUCCACUAUACAGUGCCUGAUGUAUUUUGACAAAAAAAAAAAUCUCAAUGAGUUAGCUGAGCUGUGAUCACAAAGACAAAAAAAAGUAUUAAGUGUGCAUAUUUAGCCAAAGGGUUUGCCAGUGAAUUAUAUAUCUGCAGUUAUGCAUCUGUCUCACAGAGGGCUCUCUUUGUGAUUUUUAAGAGUUUAAAAGGGUGUGAAUUUUUAGUGCCUGCCUUCAGCUGUAACAGCCAGCCAGCCAGUCAGUUUAGAUGAUUUCUCACCCAUUACUGCUCUGUUUUCUUUUAAGGUGAAGAGAUGCUAAUCAACACUAAAUCAACAUGUUACACAGUGACAGCAAAGGGGGGAGGGGGGCACUUUGAAGUUCUGUACAUAAAUGCUUUUGCCAUGUUACCUGGAUUCUAUAUUAAGUUGUUUCAUCAGCCACGUUGCCAAACAGAUGUUUUAUUUUGCCAUUUUUUCCAUCUCCACGUUUGACUAAUUCUUUUUAAAUGUAUUUUAAGUUUUAACCCCAGUUUGAAGACUUUACAUGAGUUGAAUCGUGCAGUUGGCAUAAUCUUAGCCUACUUGCAUUUUUGUGUUUUUUUUGUUUUUUUUUACUGAUGAAAUUUCUUCUUUUUUCUUUUUUUAAACUCGAGGUAAACGAUCCAAAAGCGCAUCCACAAUGUGUCACACCUCCCUGUGAUCAUAGUCUAGCUUCUGAGCCCACAAUCUUUUGUUUAACUCUCUCAAGAAAAAAAUAGGAUGUGAAAGCCAUGCCUGCCUGUUCAAAUUGCUUUAUACAUACGUCUUAUAUAUAUAUAAAUAUAUAUAUAAAUAUAUAAAAAUGUAGAUAUGUCAUUGCAUAUUCAAAUACAGAAGAGAACAAAAAAAAAGAUAAUUUUACAGGGUGCUGGAGAUGAGAAAAAAUAAGAUCUAUUUUUGGCAAUUUUAGCUUUUGAUACUUUACUUGCAGUUACAAAAUCAGAAAAAAAUAAAGAAAAAAAGUUUAAAACCGUAUAGGGGAAAUGGGGGGGACCAAGUGGGGAAGGGGAGGGGGAGACGUGCUGUUGACCUUGAAUAUGAUUGGAAAAGGAAGACCAAAACAGUCACGACCCUUCGGAAAGUUAGCGAGCAUCAGAGUGAGACUGACGCCUAGAGAGCUUAAAAAGAUCAAAUCAAAGUGCCUUAUCGACAGUGGUUUCUGUUUUCUAGUAUUCCAGUUGUGUUCAAUAAUAUCCAGCACCCACCAAGAUGGCGCAGAGAGGAAUGGCUGGUGUUACACGCUCUGAAAGGUCGAGCAGGGUAGCCGCCACCGUAUCGUGGCGUUACCGAAGUUAUUCUAUGCAAAAAGAAUAGCAGUCGUUUUGACCAGCUACAAACAUGUGCCAUGGUUUUGUCUUCCUGAAAUGAUUUUUUUCUCUUUUCCUUUUACCUGAUGGCCCUUUACUCUGCUGUAUGAGCAGAUUGUGUUCUCUGUUUUUUUAAUUAUUAUUAUUGUUAUUUCGAUUCUAACGAUCAAAUGAGAUAUUGUCUUGAUUUUUGUUGACUUUGACUAACUUCCUAGAACAAAUUGAACUGCCAGUCGUGACCCAGUAGUCUGCCGGAACAUGUUUUUUUUUUUUUUUUUUUAUAGUUUGUUUGUUUGUUUUUUAUUAUGAGCUAAGAAAAAUACAUGAUGUUCAAGGGAGUGGAUGGAAGAGCGAACAGCAGGUGGGGAGGGUCGUCCCCACUAUGCCUGUUUGUUUUUGUUUCAACAGCUGCAAACUGAAAGCAUCCAGUCCACGUCUCUCAGCGUCAGCUUGACAACAAACUAUCAAUACAAUCAUGAGGUUUAAAUUGGACAGCUGAAAUGUUGGAAUAAUGAAACAAGCGAGGCCCGCUUCACCGCCAAACAGUUCUCAGCUGUUGAAAUAACUGACAGUUUAUUGCUGGAAGGUGAAAUAAUAUUAAAAUCGAGGAAUUCUUAAAUCCAAUAUAACACUUGGCGGUUUUGGGUUUUUUUGUUGUUUUUUUUCCCCCUCUAUUCAUAGCUCUUUCAUCACGCUGUUACAGUGAAAGGUCAAUGAAAUAUUCUUUUUCAGUGUUAUUAUUUUUAUUAAAUUGAAAUGCAAUAUUAAAGUGGAGCAAGAGAUGGUUAUUCGGCAUUUGACAGUAUUAAGAAAAUUCCCUCUGCAAUGUUACAACUUGCUGUGUCAUUGUGAAAGGCUGGAUAAGACCAUCAGGGGAAAGGUUGACUCUUAUGCCUACCGUAUUCUCUCUGGCCUGCCUACUACAUGUAUGAUAAUGUAAUUAACAGCCAUUGUUACAGGUUUAUAAUGUAUUUUUCUAAUCUCAUUUUAUAUGUAUAUUAAUCAUGUUUCUGAGUGCUUUUUUUCUUCUUCUUUUUCUUUUUUUUUUUUUAAAUGAAACCCACUGCAAUCCCCCUCGCCCUUAAACAACCCUCUCUCCUCCUUCUCCCCCGCCCCCUCCCCUCAUCUCUUUUACAUCUCGAAAACUGUCUCUUGUGGGGAGUGUUGCCUUUUUCCCUGUUACGUUUUGUUUUCUUGCUGAUUCCCAGCUUGUUUAACUCAUUAGCUACUUUAUUAGUUUAUUUUUUUUCCUUGUCACGAGUAUUUUUACAUGCUUGCAUUUAGUUUUCAUGGUGUAUGCUGUUAUUUUUUUCUUAUUAACCUCUUGGCAUUUAUUUUAAUAAAACAUUCUUAGUAAGAA